Molecule: messenger RNA, 1821 nt
Organism: Acanthochromis polyacanthus (spiny chromis)
Lineage: Eukaryota; Metazoa; Chordata; Actinopteri; Pomacentridae
Gene: c5ar1
Product: complement C5a receptor 1
Exons: 2
Coding region: 43-1080 (345 amino acids)
Biological process (GO): inflammatory response; complement receptor mediated signaling pathway; positive regulation of cytosolic calcium ion concentration
Cellular component (GO): plasma membrane
Molecular function (GO): complement receptor activity; G protein-coupled receptor activity
Source: RefSeq, a predicted model, not a curated record
CAAGUGAGAGUGCAACAUCAACCACAUAACGCUUAAGGAACAAUGGAAGACUACUACUAUGAGGACUUUAACUCCACUGACUAUGAAUUCAACUUCACUGGGAUUCCAGACUUUUCAAUUCCCAAAAUUCAACCGAUCCAGAUAGCGGCUCUGGUCUUCUACGGCCUGGUGGUGCUGCUGGGUGUCCCAGGAAAUGCCCUGGUGGUGUGGGUGACGGGGUUCUGCAUGCCCCGCUCUGUCACCUCGCUCUGGUUUCUGAACCUGGCCCUGGCGGACCUCCUGUGCUGCCUUUCCAUCCCCCUCCUCAUGGUCCCUCUGGUCCAUGACGACCACUGGCACUUUGGCCCGCUGGCCUGCACGCUGGUCAAAGGCCUCUUCUACCUGGUGAUGUACUGCAGCAUCCUGCAGCUGGUUCUGAUCAGCAUAGACCGCUUGAUGCUGGUCAACAGACCCGUCUGGUGUCAGAACCACAGGCGACCUCGCAUGGCUGCCUUUGGAUGCGUCGCUGUGUGGAUCCUGGCCCUGAUUGGCAGCGUCCCCCAGUUUGUUUACGCCACGGAGAUCCACGCAGGCAUAGACAAGCGAGAGUGUGUGAUGGCCUACACUAUACAGAGCGUCUGGCCUGUCAGUUCCUUCCGCUUCCUCAUGGGGUUCAUCUUCCCUUUCCUGGUGAUCUUGGUGUGUCAUUUGGUGGUGUACAGCAGGGCCGAGAAAGGGCUGACUCGGGGUCGCACCCGGUCCAAGCGCACACUGAGGGUGAUCAUCGCUGUGGUGCUCAGCUUCUUCCUGUGCUGGCUCCCUCUGCACAUCGUGGACUUCCUCAUACUGAUCACCCCUCGGCAUUCCCCUCACAGGCCUAAACUUUACCUGGCACACGUCAUAGCGCUGUGCCUGGCCUAUUUCAACAGCUGUCUCAACCCCCUGCUGUAUGUGUGUCUGGGAAAGGGCUUCAAGGACAGCAUGAACCGCUCCCUGCGCAACAUCCUGCACUUCAUCAGCGAGGACCCGAAUACCAGGAUGACCGUCACCAACACAGACACCAAAAGCACCAGCAAUGGGAAGGAGAUGACUAAAGUCUGACUGUCAUCAGAUGCGUCAUUUUCAAAUUUAUGGAUGAGAUUUAGCAAUAAAGACUGUGAUUCAGGAGUAAUUGCACUGGGCUGUGCUUUCACCAUGAAAUACGUGUUUGGACUUUAUGAUGUGACACAGAUGUUGGCCAAAUUAAAGUCUGUAUUAGGCUGGACACACCAGCACUGCUGUUAUCUGAGCUAUUCAUGAGCUAUAAGGAUUUUUGCUGUGGUAGCUGGAUGACAUGUAACCGGGGCAACUACAGGAUUGCAAAUCAGGAACUGUUGCUCAGUGUUUCUGUGAAUAUUCAUGUUUCAUGCAAGACUCAGCACUUCUGUUUUUCCAUAACCUCAGGGUGUUUCUAAGUGUUUUUGUUAUUACACAAGAGGAAAAAGUCUUACUUUCUGUCAGUCUUAAAUCAAGAUUUUUAUUAUUACAUGUUUUUAGUUACUGUUUUAGAGUAUUUAGCUCUUGUAAUAUACUCGCAUUUAAUGAUUUAAUGUAACAGCCAUUUCACCAAAGGGACACCAGAAAAACUGUAUCAGUUCUUUCUAUACACCACAAGAGGGAGACACACCUUGAAACUCUGAUGCUCAGUGGCUCUAAAGAUGGUGGGCGACUUGGCUAAGACUCCUUGUUUCAUGGAAUGUGACACAGAAAAGCAGAAGACACAGCCAAGAAGACAUUUCAUGCAUGUAGGUUUGUCAAAUACAUGCAACCUGGGCAAAUAUGCCACUGAACAUGCCCAGAAAA